Messenger RNA from Ectocarpus sp. CCAP 1310/34, 3472 nucleotides. Lineage: Eukaryota; Phaeophyceae; Ectocarpales; Ectocarpaceae. The record is from the annotation of a GenBank genome assembly.
GGGCAACACAGGAGAUUCAUCCCUUUGCUUCGUCGUGGGUUGGGUUGUUAGGUCCCUCCCUGUCACGCCUACCGUUCGCUCGCGUUUGGAGACUUUCGUUUUGCUCGUGCACUACGCUGUUUUGCAGGUGUGCUUGCGUUUUUAUCCGCGGAGAGAGAGUUGUUCUCUACACAACCAACCCCUGGUCUUGGGGCCCCAUGGAGGAGUCCUCGGUGUCCAUCGACGAGUUGUCGUCGCUAACCGUGCCCAAGCUCAAGGCAGAGCUUACGAGGCUGAACCAGCCUGUCGGAGGGCUCAAGAGGAAGGCUCAGCUAGUCGAAGCGCUGACCGCAUACAUGGAGAAACAGCAACAAGACGGGGGCACGGAAGGAGUUGGACAGGAAAAAGAAGCCGACGCCCCCGCUGCUGGCGAAACCUCCCCACCCCCCGCGGCGGCGGCGGCGGCGGUGCAGCCGGAUGAGAAAGACGCAGCCGAGGAGGACCCGCAGACUGAGCCACCCGUCCAAGAGGAGCCGGUCGCUGCGGACGAGGAGGUGGCGCCAAUGGAUGUCGCGGCAGACAACGGCACAGCAGAAGCGGACACACCAUCGGCGCAGCAGGAAAAACCGGCGGUAGUGGCGGGAGCUGAUAACGGUGGCAGCAGCGCCACGGCGGCGGACGAAUCUGCGCAGAAAGAGGAAGACCCAGUGGCGACCGGUGCCCAAGUAGCUGAGCCAGCCGCGGCGGACGCAUCCACGGCUGAGACUCCCACCCGCAAGGGGCGAAAGCGCAUCGCUCGUACGGACGACACCGAAGCAGCUCCGGCCGAGCAGCCCAAAGCUUCCGGUGGCGGCGACGAAGAGGAAAAAGCCGGGGACAAGGCCGAGGAACAGUUGCCCAAGCGUAAGCAGUCCUUGCCAGCGUCGCCGGCUGCGAAGCGAAAGAAGGUUUCGGGCGGAGAUGUUGCUGCUGCUGCUGCUGCUGCUGCGGAACCGGCUGCUGCGGUUGAGGCCAAGAGCACUGCCUCGGCGGCACCGGAAGAGACUGCGCUGCCGGAGCAGGAGGAGAAGGAGCAGGAGACACAGGGGAACGGUAACGGCAGCGCCAAGGCGGAGGAGGAAACGGCGACGCUCGCGGCCGACCCGAUGGACGAGGAGGAACAAGCAGCGCCUUCUUCCGUGCGUGGGGGCGCUGACGCUUCUGUUCCCGAGACUGCCCGCACCACCGCCGCCGCUGAAACUGCCGGCGAUCAGUCGGCUCCCGGUGACGGAGUGGAGGGUGAGGGAGACGCGGUGGUGGCGGAUCCGGUGACGAUUCGGGUGGAUAACUUCGUGCGCCCGUUCACCGCCCAGCAGGCGAAGAAGGUGGGUGGUAACGCGAGUACCGAAGACGACCCCACCUAUCCCUCUCCCGUUUUCUUUUGCUGUGCCUCCUGCUUGGUGUUCGUGGAUACCCCAACUCCCAAACCACAACAGCUGCUGGAAGAGAAGGCCGAAGCACCCGUCUUGGAAGGUGGGUUCUGGAUGGACAGCAUUAAGACGCACUGCUACGCCACGUUCGACGGCAAGGAGGCGGCCGAGAGAGCGAUGGCGGCGCUGCAGGGCUUGCAGUGGCCCGCCCAGAGCUUCAAGCGGCUUGAGGCGACGAUGGGAGACAUGUCGGCGGAGGAGGCGAGAGCUCGGGAUGGGUCCAAGCGCUCCAACCGUCCUUUCCCCGGCAUGGACCGUCCCGCCCGCGUCCUGGGACCCCGCGUCACCACCACCGCGGAAGCGAAGAGCUCGCCGGAAGGCGGCGGCCAGGCUAAUGGCAGCGGCGCCCACAUCACUGGCGAGUCAGCGGCGGUGCCCGGCGGCGGCACUGCUCGCGUUCGGGGGAGGGGAUCGGUGCAGGCCCCGGGCGUUGCUGGGUCUAGGAGAGGCGUGUUAGCCGCGAACGUGGAGGCCGAGGUCGGGAGGAGCAGGGGGCAGGACCGAGGGGGGCUCCAGCAGCCGCAGCAAGGGCCGGAAGAAGAGGCCGAGCCGAUCAUUCUGGACGACAUGUUCAGGAAGACCGGCGCUAAGCCUUCGCUCUACUGGCUGCCGCUCUCGGAGGAAGAGGUGGGUCUGCGGAAAAAGAAGAUGGAGGAGGAGGGCGUGGGCCCCCGAACAACCCCCAUGCCCGCCGAGCACAUCGAAGCUGCCGUCAAAGGAGGAGGAGGCGGAGGACGGGGAAGCGGCGGCGGCGGAGGUUGGGGAAGGGGCAGGAGGGGGUUCGGGGGUGGCGGCUCCGGUCCUUCGCGCGGCCUUGGGGGGUACGGUGACGGUGGAGGGGUGGGGUACUACGGGCGAGCCGGGGGCGGGGGGAGGCGCAGAUAGGCUUUUUCACUAGGCAUGGUAUGAUCGCCAUAGCGAUGGUGCGUCGCGAUGGAAGUUCUUGGAGGCCUCAAGGAAAUAUUUGUAGGGAAAUAUGAAGACUACUCUGCUGAUGAAGUGCCAAUCUACAACCCAUACAUGGAGGCCCUGAUUGCGCGAUGCGGUAGCUUUUGAACGCGGCGCUCUUUUCCUCCCUUGUAACGUUGAGCCAGGGAGGACGAACGGGUGUGUGCUUCCGUGUGAGGUGUGCGUGGGCAGUAAUUCAAGAAUAACUUGCUGCCGAUCUUGCUCGUGUUCCUAGCUGCUAUGGAAUUUUCAAGUCUUAUCUCCUGCUGCGAAACGUGUCAAGCUUUAUGCACAUAAAAGCCGGAGGGCGCGGGGCGAACAGUGACCGGCAUGGAAGGGCUCCUGCAACAUCGGUGGUGGUGGGAUCAACACAGCACUUCUGAGAAGUUAUAGGGAUGCUCGGGGAGUGUGUGCCCGUAGCGUUGCUGAAAUUUUCUCUCCGGCGGUACUGCACGUUUGCGUGAGGUGUGCUUACUAUUGUUGGAGCUACUGCUUAUGAGGAGACUCUGCGUUACUAACGUGGUGCAGGGCGGAUGUUGUUAGCUUAGCGGAACGGGCAGAGAUCAUGUUGAGACUACUUCAGCCCAACUUUGGUCAAGAGAUGGUUGGUUUUGAGGAAGGGGCGCACGACGAUGUUUGAUGACGUCGUUGGCGUUGGUUCGGGGGCUAUUGGGGGUCAAGCCAGCAGCAGAUCAAUUGGCCACGAUAAAGACGUUACCGAUUGGACAAGAAGGUUGUGUCGUAAUUAGAUCAGGUUAGUACGUUGAAGGGUUAAAUCUUGCGUUGUGGCAGAGACGUAUGUGUAACCACGAGCAGAGAUUCGUUUCAAUAGGUUUGCAUAGGCCUCUAUCCUGGGUCGUCGGAAAUUUUAUUGAACAUCACGGCUGCAGCCUUGUUUUUUACAGGAAUUCGGUUUGGCGUAGGCAUAUACUACAAGCGGCGAUAUUGAACACAUUUUGUGUACUUGGUCGUACUUUAGAGUUGUUCGCACGCGCUGAGGGUGAUCACGAGCCGCCAGGUGAUCCUGACGAGCAAGAUCAUGAUGAGCUAAGGAAAUCACCAAAUGCAAGAUGUGA